AUGGUUCGAGUUCAGAAGCUGACUGCUGAGGCUCUGCUGAGCGACCCGAGGCGCAGCCCGGCGGUUCCCAGCAGAGAUGGCACGCAUGCUCUCUAUACAGUCUCGACGCAUAUCCUCGGCGACAAGACUACUCAAGAGCUGCGUGUUGUCAACCUCCAGACGGGAAACUCCAAGCAGAUUUCCAACGACUCUGGGGUCCACGAUGCCAUGUGGAUUCCGACCACAGAGCUCCAUGUCAUCUACCUCCGAUCUGUCGAACAAGGUCGGACACAGGUCAUGGUGGCAUAUGCCGGGGAUGUGUCUGUAGAGCACUACAGGGCGGCAGAGAUCGACGCGCCCGUGUCGAAUCUAAAGCUCAAAGAGCUGAGUAGUGGAAGCAUUGCAUUUGUAGUCACCGGCCUGGUUGGCGAUGCUGGGUUAUAUAAUCAAGAAGUCGCACAGAAAGGGUCUUCAGCAAGAUUACCGAACAGAUGCAGUCUUUGGUACAACGAGCUUGUGCUACACGACGGCUGCUGGGCGCUCCAAGGCCAACUAUACAACUUGAUUGACGAUGUAGAUUUGGAGGCCCCAUCCCGCAUGUAUACCGACAACCCCUGCAACGAGUUUGACAUUUGUGGCGAUGGCAUUGUCUUUUCUUCCAGAAAUCUGAGAGAGCGUGGGCCAGGUGGAAAUCCUGCCACGUCCAUCUAUUUUGCCCGCCUUGACUCCUUCUCCCUGCCUGCGGAGGCGAUGCCCAGGCAGAUAUUCAUACCCACCAGCUUUGAGCCCGCUUCGAUUACAAACGUCAGGUUUUCUCCAGAUGAGUCGGCCGUUGGCUUCCUCUACACGGCGUACGAAGACCACUACAACACCCGGCUAUACCUAGGCUCUGUUGAGUCCCUGGAUGCCUUUGACGUCUUCAACCUUGUUACCUGUGUUGAUGACGAUGACCCGAACCCGCCAAAUGCCUUUGAAUUUGUCGGUGGUUCCGACUCUGUGAUCCUACGAAGCCAUCACUUGGGCCACCAAGCGCUCUCCCAUCUCAUGCUGGAAGACGGAGCUGAGCCAAAGGUCUUCUUCGCCAGCAGCAGCUGUACUGCCUUUUACCCUCUGAAAAAUGGAGACUGGGAUAAUCUCCUGGUGACAUCGUCCAGUUUCAUCGACAGCAGCUUGUGGCAGAUUGUUCGGGUUUCAGAUGCUAGCAUCGUGAGAACCGUAUCCUCGGCAACUAAGAACGGAGCCAAGUUUAGCCUUUCCUCCGGCAUGGUGACAGACUUUUGGUAUGAAGGGGCCAAUGGAUGCUUUAUCCACAGCUGGUUGAUACUGCCAAAGGACUUUGAGGAAAACCAACAGUACCCUUGGGUGCUGGUGCCUCACGGAAGCCCAGCCAUGGCCUGGAGCAACGAGUGGUCAAUGCUGACCAACUUUGCUGCUUGGGCGACGCAGGGAUACGUUGUUGUGCUGCCAAAUAUUACCGGCAGCGGCGGAUAUGGGCUGGAUUUCGUAAGACGAAUCCAAAACAUGAGAGGAGAGAGGCCUUUUCAAGAUCUCCUUGCACUUAUUGAUUACCUGCAGGGUAUUCCAUACAUGGACAACGCAAAGGGUACCAUUGUGGGAAGCAGCAGUUCAGCAUAUCUUGUGAACAAGGUACUGGGGCAUGAAGCUGCCAAGAAGUUUUGCUGUGCAGUCUGGCAAAGCGGAACAAUCGACCCUCCUGUCGCCUUUUCGCCGAAAGAGCCCGUCUUUGACAGUUUCGACAAACUCGACGCGUCUUACCCUUAUCCGGAGCCAAAGACGAUAUACGAGAACGACAUGGCUAGAUCGACUUUCUUCUACGGCUGGAAGAAUGCGCCGCCGACGCUCAUUAUCCACGGUGAGAAGGACAAGCAUUGUUCAAUUACCGAGGCGCUGACUGCAUUCAACUGUCUGCAAGCCCAGAGCGUUCCCAGCCGCCUCUUGACGUUUCCAGACGAAGGAAGCAUUGUCACCAAACCGGAGAAUAUAGUGAUGUGGUACAAUGUCGUCUGGGACUGGGUGAAACGGUGUGUUGACGAGGAUGUUCAAAGAGAAGACAUCUUCUAGCGUCGAGGUCAUGAUAGUUUGGUCGCUACAUUAUAUGCUGGAUUUCCCAUUCAAAUUGGACAAAAAAAAAAAAAGCAAAUAUCAUGCUAUAUGAGAUGGAUGCUGUGGAUACAAAUUCUUCUCAUUCCACUCUUUUGAGGAAUACAAGCCGGACUAGUCGGUUAUUUGUCAUCGUGGACGACAGAACACAGUCUUUUAAUCCCCUUGCUUCUGAUGGAGUCUUUUUUUUUUCAACUCGAAAACCUUGCACCAAUAAAGAAAGUCUGAAUGCUCAUCAUACUUUUACGCCCCGUAAUGCUUUUCUUUAUCUUUGAUGGGGAAAUCGCUCCCCGCGAUACCCUUGUAUUUGUCACGAAUCAUGUCAGAUAUA
Trichoderma atroviride IMI 206040 is the source of this 2431-nucleotide messenger RNA. The record is from RefSeq and is a predicted model, not a curated record. NCBI's taxonomy places the organism in Eukaryota, Fungi, Ascomycota, Sordariomycetes, Hypocreales, Hypocreaceae.